AUGAAACUAUAUUGAUAUUUUUCAUUUUAUUUCACUAAAUGACCCCAAUACACUCGUCCAACGUGAAAGAUGAUGAUUUAACGCUAUGGAUGAGAGGACCUUUUUCCUCUCAUCCAAGUCCCAACGAAAGUGAAACUAAAUGUUUACGUUGCCUUGGUGCCCACGUUUUAAAAAAACGAUGCAAGACGACCUUGAAUUCCUGUCUUGAGCCUUACAUUUGGCAUUCUUUUGUUGAAGAUCAUGUCUCGUCGAGGACCAAAUAUGUCUAAAGUAGCCUUCUGAUAACGUGAUGGUGCCUACUUCCUCAAACUAGAGGCAAAUAGUGAUGUCCUACAACAGGAAUACGAGCAGAAACAGAAUCGCAGCUCGUCUGGACAACAUUCCUUACUCAGACUAUCACGGUAUUAACAACCCUGCGAGCCUCUGCUACCUGACAAGCGUGCUGCAUGUCCUAUCCAUGACCCCUCGGUUCCCAGAGGCAGUGAAAAGGGGAUCAGCUACACAUUCACUCUACUUAGACCCUAACUUGGAUAAGCUGUUUUCGGAUUUGGAGAAGUGUACGGCUGACAUAAAUGACAUUGCAAUGGCCUUGGGGAUCACAGAGGCAGAUAUUUACGAACAGCGAGACGCUGCCGAGUACUUCCAGAAGAUUCUGUGUGGAACCAGCCCUGAGGCUUCCGAGAUGUUUCAGGGGACGCUGAAGCGUUGCAUCAAAUGCCACGGGUGUAGGACCAAGAACAAGACGGACGACCCGUUCUGGUCUCUCCCGAUCUCAGUCGGACCGGGCCUCCGUCUGUACUCAGCGAACAACCUGGAAAUGGCUUUUGAAGAUGUUUUCACGCCAACCACCCUGACCGGGGACAACACGAUUUACUGCGACCGCUGCCAAGCACGAGAAGAUGCAACCAUUGUGUGCAGUUGGCAGCACCCGCCUCAGAUCCUCACUCUGCAGCUGAAGAGGUUCCAGUUGGACUACCUGCGGAAUCGCUACGAGAAGAUCACCUGUUGUAUCGACGUGCCUCAAAAGCUACACAUAAAGGGAUGUGACUACGAGCUCUAUGCUCGCAUCAACCACUACGGAAGUCUGACAUGCGGCCAUUACACGGCGACCAUCAAGUCCUACGAGACCGGUGGCUGGUAUGACUUUGACGACGCUCGCGUCCGAUUGCUCCGCCCACAGCCCUGUCAGCAAGGAGAAACCGCUAAGUCCUCCUCAGCAUACCUACUGAUGUACAGAAGAGCUCCACGCCCCCCAGCUGCUGCAGGCAGGGCCCAUGCUGAGUGUGUGGACGAGCGUGUUGCCGUGACUUCGACUGGAUGCCUGGCACGACCCUCUGACUACGCCUAACCACCUUAACUCCCUAACAGAUAAACCGGCCAGCACCCCAUCACAAUAGACAUAAGCUAUAUCCACUUUUAUUGACCCCUAACCCUUGAUUAUUUCAACAGUUUUAACUGUAUGUAUGGUGGCAGUCGACAGGGAGGGGGGAGGGGUAUUUAUUUUGAAGGGAGAUAUCUUGCAGCCUGCUGGCUCCACCCACAAGCCUUAUAUGGAGUUCCUUCCUUAACGAGGUCAGCCUGAGGAUCAUUAAGCAGAGAGAGAGAGAGAGAGAGAGA
Messenger RNA from Gadus chalcogrammus (walleye pollock), 1617 nucleotides. RefSeq names its product ubiquitin carboxyl-terminal hydrolase 47-like. The coding region runs from base 326 to 1348 and encodes 340 amino acids. Gene Ontology annotation, molecular function: cysteine-type deubiquitinase activity; cysteine-type endopeptidase activity. Gene Ontology annotation, cellular component: cytosol; nucleus. The transcript is spliced from 11 exons. Gene Ontology annotation, biological process: protein deubiquitination. The record is from RefSeq and is a predicted model, not a curated record. Lineage: Eukaryota; Metazoa; Chordata; Actinopteri; Gadiformes; Gadidae.